This is a messenger RNA of Bacidia gigantensis, 879 nucleotides long. RefSeq lists its product as uncharacterized. Bases 1 to 879 code for a protein of 292 amino acids. NCBI's taxonomy places the organism in Eukaryota, Fungi, Ascomycota, Lecanoromycetes, Lecanorales, Ramalinaceae. The transcript is spliced from 4 exons. The record is from RefSeq and is a predicted model, not a curated record.
AUGGUAGACAUUGAGCGGCAGACGGGCCUUUCGACAGUAUGGCAUCCAGGCAAACCAUGUUGUGAUCGUCUCGGAACCCCAGAAGCUCGCUCCCAAUUUACGUUCGAGAUAGACUUCGAGAACAUCACACGAGACCUCACUAGUAUGACGACUAAAGUGUCUUACUGUGAAUAUGCGACUGAGAUUCAUCUUCCUAUGUUAGACAGUGUAGACGAUAUCAAUAGCAAAGCAAUAGCAAGGGCAACUUCCGAUCACAGAGAUAAACGUAUAAGAGCAGAAGCCCGCAUACGCGUACAGAUCAAGCUUCUAAGAAGUUCGCUCAAAGGGACACACUCUCGAGCCAAAUAUCUUUCGAAACGUGCACAGGCUCAAGUGCAAACGGUCUACAGCUUGAUAGCCCAAAAAGACAAUGCAUUCAGCAUGCGUGAUAACGCGGCUCUCAAGACCAUAUCAGAGGACCAGAAACGUAUUGCGUUGAUAGCAACUCAAGACAGUGCAGCCAUGCGCAUCGUCGCUGCGAUCGCUACGGUGUUCGUACCUGCGACAUUUACUGCCACUCUCUUCAGCACCACCUUCUUCAACUUUCAAGCCGGCAAUGGAGAAAAGCUUGUGUCACGGUGGCUGUGGCUAUACUUUGCGGUCACGAUCUGUCUCUCGUCAGGCAUCAUGGUCUGGUGGCAUGUUACUUCUCGCCGAAAAGUGCAUGCGAUCCACAAGGCAUUUGGUGAAGGCGUUGACGAUAAACAUCGAUUUAUGCUAGUCUUUGAAAGCAAGAAGGCACCUCCUAGUGCACCCCUCUGCAUGAGAGUGUUCUACCACAUACGAACACCCCACACGAAACACACACUGAUGCCACAAUACUACCGGAGAGCCGACUGA